Molecule: messenger RNA, 3223 nt
Organism: Sciurus carolinensis (gray squirrel)
Lineage: Eukaryota; Metazoa; Chordata; Mammalia; Rodentia; Sciuridae
Gene: Vxn
Product: vexin
Exons: 6
Coding region: 296-910 (204 amino acids)
Biological process (GO): neuron differentiation; neurogenesis
Source: RefSeq, a predicted model, not a curated record
CAGACACCGCAAAAUAAAAACGUUAAGUACAUCCUAGCUGGGAGGAGACGGAAGCCUCCAGGCUCAAUCAAAGGUUUGCAAUAAUAGGACUCAUAAAAAAAAAAAAAAAAAAAGACAGAUGGGAUUAGAAAAUGUUGCAGUGAAGACUGGAAUGAGAUGAGCUCACAGCCCCAGCCUGUCUUUUGUGGACCUACACAAUGAUCCGAGAGCCAGACUGGAUUAGGAAACCUCGCGACUAGGGGUCCAGAGACAGGCUGCCGGUUCCCAGACACUUGGGGGAGAGAAGGCUGAAACGAUGCAUCAGAUUUACAGCUGCAGCGAUGAAAAUAUAGAAGUUUUCACCACCGUGAUUCCUUCCAAGGUGUCCAGUCCAGCCAGGAGAAGAGUCAAAAGCUCUCAACACCUCUUGACCAAGAAUGUGGUGAUCGAGUCGGACCUCUACACGUCCCGGCCCCUGGAGCUGCUGCCGCACCGUAGCGACCGUCGGGACGCAGGCGAAGGCCGCAGGUUCGGGAGGCUGCAAAACGCUCGGCCUCCCGGGGCGCAUCCAGCCAAAACCCCCUCCAGACCUGUGGGGAUUUCUGAACCCAAAGCAUCAAAUCUGUGUGGGAAUCGAGCAUAUGGAAAAUCACUGAUUCCUCCAGUGGCCCGGAUCUCAGUGAAAUCUCCAGCUGCAGCAGAGGUGGUAGCCACAGGCUCAGAGAAUGGAACUGUUCUAGGAAGAGGAUCCAGACAUCUCAAGAAGAUGACGGAAGAGUAUCCAACUCUCCCUCAGGGUGCGGAGGCUUCCCUGCCACUGACAGGCAGUGCUUCCUGUGGUGUCCCUGGCAUCCUCCGAAAAAUGUGGACCAGGCACAAGAAGAAGUCUGAAUAUGUGGGAGCCACCAACAGCGCCUUCGAGGCCGACUAAAGGUGACCCUUCCCAGGUGCCUUGCACUGGCUGAGGUUCACAGGACAAGGGAAGAAAACUUGAGGAUUGGGACUGAGCCACACUCACCAGUACUAGUAGCUGGUCCGAACAUCAUUCUCCCUCACUAACUGAUCACCCCAGCUUUGGGCAUGGAAAAGGAACAGUCCCUUGAAGGAAAAAUAAAACUGUUGGUCUGAAAGUUACUUUGGGAGGUCAAAAAGUUUAUUUCCCUAUCCUUAGGCAUAACUAUACCAAAAGCAAACGUUGCCAGCCCAUUUUAAAGAACAACAAGGGAGAACAAAGGCAAUUCCUCUGUUUUCCUUGUGGGCUUUUCCAAAAUGUAUAAUUUCUGACAUGAAUGUAAAAGCUUGACAUUUGAGGGGUUUGUAAACCCCAUGGUUCUCACUAUUCUCAUUUCAUGUUUAUUUCACCUUGAUGAGGUACAAAUUUUAAGGACAAAGCACUAGGUAUUUACUGAAUAGUUCUAAUAUCUACUUGACAGUGUCAUCAAAAUCAGUUCUGAUGGUCAUUUGGCAUGAUUGCAUGAAUUCUCUGUUCUUUUAUGUGCAGUUUUUCUAUAGAAAAAGAUUAAAAUUAAAUGUUAAUGUUUUCUUAAGUGGCAUAAUCUAGUAGAAUUAACAAUACCUUGAUUUGGUACAACGAUUUUUAACUUUCAAAAGUGCUUUCCCAGCCAUUAUCUCUUCUUAUCAUCACAAAGCCCCACUUGAAAAAAAAAAAAAAAAAAAAACACAAUUAUUCCCAAUCUAUAGAUAGGGAAAUUGAGGUUCCAGAGGUUAUGUGAAUAGACACAAGAUAGUGGGAUUAGUCAUCAAGUCCUCAACUUCCCUCAGCAGAUUCCCUGCUGUGCUUACACUAGCAACUGAUUUGAGGAACUUUUUAAAUGGUGGGCAUAUGUCUCUGGGGACAACCAUGAAGCAAAGAGUCUGAUAAAGUUAGAACAUAUAAGUGAUUUGAAUGAAUUAGACCAUUGCAUAUUAGUCUAGAGGUCAAAAGGAGUCAAAUACCCAUUGCAUAUGGUUUGACCUAAUAUAUAAUAUUAUGCUGUCCUCUGUCAAUGGAAAUGUCAUUAUCAAUUCCAUUUUCAACAUCAGUAGCCUUAAAAUUAUCCCAUAAUAAUAAUGGUAAUAAUAAUUAUCAUUUAUUAAAUGCCUACUGUGUGCCAGGCAUGAUACUGAGCACUUUACACAAAUUAUCCUAAUCUUUCCAACAGCUGAGUUAGGUGGCUUUAUCCAUUUAUAUAUAGACACCAGUUCAAAAAGACUAAAUGAUUAGUCUGAAGGCACCUAAGAUACAUAGGUGUCAGGCUUCAAUGCCUCCUUCACAUGAAAGAGUUCAGUACAUAGAGAAGGACUAGGGUUAGUAAUGAAUUUUUGUCUCAAGCAUUAAAACUAAUGGAUUGGUAGAGGCUGUCUGGAGUGCUAUAUGGAGGAGGGAUCUGAGCUAAAAGAGUGCAGUGAUUGAUGAGUAAUGCCUUGCCUGUGAAGGGGAUUAGUGACAGGCCUUGAAUAGACCUCAUCUGUGACCUGAACUCUGACUCCAGAAGGCUUGUUUUCUAAUUAAGAGGUUUAAAUUAGUUCAACCUAUUUAAUGAAAUCAGAAAUUCUGUGGUAAAAUUUAGCCUGUGACUGUGUUAGAAAUUGCCAUGUCUUGGUACAAAGUAGAGUUUGACCAUUCAACAUCUCAGACUCAACUGACAUUUCUGACUGCUUCACUGUGGUAUGUCUUGCUUUGUGCUCUUUGAAUUUCCUGUUUCUGUAUCUCUGGGUAAAUUACAAGAAGGUGUGGUGGUGGGUAAGAGGCCUGGGCUUCUGAGCUUUCACCUUGCUGAUCUCUGCCUUCAGACACUGUGCUAGACUCUGAGCACCUGACCCCAGCAUCCAAACAUGAUUUGGAAACUUGUGUUCAAGGGCUUUUUCACUGAGGGGCUAAUCCCAAUGAACUAUCCAGUGUCUUACACAGCAUAGAAAUUGGGGUCCAGAACAAAGGGAACAAAGAGGUGAUCUUGCUGGACCACACAGUCUCCUACAACUAUUUAUUUUAACUUAUUUAAUUUAUAACUGAUGUCUUUUAUUUGUAUGUGGCAGCUGAAGAUCUAUGUAGGAUGGAAUGAACUUAUUUAUUUUUAAUUUAAAUAUUUCAUGGUGAAGUAUUUGCCUUGUAUAGAACAUUUGGCAAAUUCAAAUAAAAAUAAAGUGUGCUUUGUGACAUUAAUAAACCACCAGAAGAGUGUGUCUAAGACUCCCUCAUUGAACAAGAGGAAGAUUUUUUACAAAGGGAAAGACUUAUGGAUCU